GGGGCUCCCAAGAGGGAGCCCAGCCUUGGGCAGGGCUGCCAGUCAGGAGAACAGGGCAGGCUGGACUGUCCCUCCUGCUUGCACAGCUCCUGGAAGGGUCACAGAUCCCCCCACGGAGGAGUCUGUCUGCAGUUUGUAGUCCAACAAUGACUUGUGGGCCAGUGUUCAUUAAAAUCAGCUUUAACAAUCCUGUGAAACAUGGCUCUGCAUGUUCUUUCUCAGACUGUUUCUCUCUGUCUGCUUCGUGCCUUGAUUAUGCAACUUGCUGAGGUAAAAAGCCCAACACUCAAACAUUUUUCUCUUUUCCUUGAUGCCAACCAUUCCAGUUGCAUCCAUCUGUCUGACUCUGUCCCUCACCUUUAUGCAGUGACUCCAGGGAUGAAGAUUUAUAUCGAUCCUUUCACCUAUGAAGAUCCCAAUGAGGCUGUCAGGGAAUUUGCAAAAGAAAUCGAUAUCUCUUGUGUCAAAAUCGAGCAGGUGAUUGGGGCAGGGGAGUUUGGCGAGGUGUGCAGCGGGCAUCUCAAGCUUCCAGGCAAAAGAGAGAUCUUUGUGGCCAUCAAGACCCUCAAAUCUGGCUACACAGAGAAGCAGAGGCGGGACUUCCUGAGUGAGGCCAGCAUCAUGGGGCAGUUUGACCACCCCAACGUCAUCCACCUGGAGGGGGUGGUCACCAAAAGCUCUCCAGUCAUGAUCAUCACUGAGUUCAUGGAGAACGGCUCACUGGACUCCUUCCUGCGGGUAUGAGAUCUGGGAGGGUGCAG
Molecule: messenger RNA, 761 nt
Organism: Cyanistes caeruleus (blue tit)
Lineage: Eukaryota; Metazoa; Chordata; Aves; Passeriformes; Paridae
Source: RefSeq, a predicted model, not a curated record